Drosophila grimshawi is the source of this 1069-nucleotide messenger RNA. RefSeq names its product thioredoxin domain-containing protein. Bases 53 to 964 code for a protein of 303 amino acids. The record is from RefSeq and is a predicted model, not a curated record. The transcript has a single exon. Lineage: Eukaryota; Metazoa; Arthropoda; Insecta; Diptera; Drosophilidae.
ACAGAAAGUUUCCAAGCAAACAACAAGUGGAAUUCAAAAAACGCAGUCAACAAUGCACUUUUCCAAGAUUUUUGGAGUCCUCUGUUUGGGACUAAUUGCUGUGUGCAACGCUGCCAUAGAACGCGUCGAUGACUCCGACCUGAUUCACAUUCUGACGGGUAAAGGCGACGUGGUUGCCCUAUUCACAAAAACCGGUUGCGCGGCUUGCGUGGAAUAUGAGAAUGUUGUGGGCAAAAUUCAGAGCGAACUGCGGCAGACGCUGGGCGCAACGGUUGUCCAGGCGCACAACAGCAAUCUAAUACACAUUUACGAUCCAAGUCGGGAGCCGGCACUUUUGUAUUUCCGGCGAGGAAUUCCGAUUCUAUACCAUGGCGCUGUCAAUGAGGAGGAGAUUGUCCAGUUCUUUGGGGAGAAUCGCGAGCCGGGGGUGAAGGAGCUGUCUGACGAUAAUUUCGAGCAUUUGACGCAGGCGUCGACGGGCGCCACAACCGGAGAUUGGUUCAUCUUCUUCUAUUCGGCGGAAUGUGUGCUCUGCCAGCGCCUCUAUGCCGUCUGGGAAGCCGUUGGUGGCACUCUGCGACGCAAAAUAAAUGUGGCACGUAUGAACUCAUUAACCGCUGGAAUGGGCACAGCGCAACGCUUGAAGAUUGCCGAAGCUCCCGAAUUCGUUUUUCUGCGCCUCGGCAAAUUGUACCGGUACCCGCUGAAGGAUUAUACGCCAAAGGCCUUCAUCGAGUUCGUCGAGGACGGCUAUUUAAGGAAUACACAACCGGAAGAUGUACCCAAGCCAUCCAGUUUAAUCGAUGAAUUAUCAUUUGAACAUCUUAUGGAUUAUAUCAGAAAUUCUGGCACACUGCCAUUAGCCGUUGUUGGCACUUUUGCAGUCUUGUUUCUCUUUUAUGUUGUAAAGUCUUUGUUCAAACCAUCAGAAAAAAAGAAGAAUAUUACCAAAAAAGAUAAAUAGUUUAGGCAACGCUUAAGCGUGUUCGGCCUCAUAUCUUUCAUAUCAUAUCAUUCCAUAUUUUAACUCAUCUCAAAGAUGUUUAAAAUAUAUUCCAAUUCAAAAUAA